AGUUGUGCGCUCCCGCUGGAGAGGCUUUUUGUUGGGAAGUUUCUGUAAGUGAGUCAACACGGCACAGGGAGGACGCCACCCAGCAGCACUGCCGCUGGAUCCAAUGCUGGGCUUCUCUUCUCCUCCCGAGGACCCAGGACACGAAGACAACUUCGCUUCGGUCUCUUCACAACAGCUGGGGAUUUAGUUUUUAACCUUCGCACACCGGGGAUGGUUAUUGUCGUUUUGACGCGGUUUUUUCCUCAUUGGAAUUAACGCGGCGGAGGUGAAAUGAAAGUGACGGUGUGUUUCGGGAGGACCCGGGUGGUCGUUCCGUGUGGAGAUGGGAAUAUAAAAGUCCUCAGCCUUAUUGAAAAGGCGGCCAUGAGGUAUAAAAAGGCGAUCGCAAAGGACCUUAGCUACUGGGUCCAGGUCCACAGGUUGGAACAUGGAGAUGGAGGCAUUUUGGACCUGGAUGACAUGUUGUGUGACGUGGUGGAUGACAAAGACAGGCUCGUAGCUGUAUACGAGGAACAGGACCCACACAAUGGAGGUGACGGCACCAGCGCCAGUUCCACAGGAACGCAGAGUCCCGAACCCUUUGCCAGUGAGAUGAGUUCGGCGUCUGCCUUUCAGCCUUACCAGACCAGCGGCGAGAUCGAGGUCACUCCAUCCGCCCUGCGAUCCAACAUGCCUCUCCACGUCCGUCCCAGCAGUGAUCCCUCCCUGGUCGACCUUCCUGCGGGUGAAGUCUCAGUUGCUCCAGAGGAACCGUCCAGAAAGAACCCAACUCGCUGGUCCACAACUGCUGGCUUCCAAAAAGCAAACACAGCAAUAACCCCCAAACCCUGCCUGCCUAACAAAGAGCAAAGGAAACGAGAAAGGAGGAUUGAGCGGAUAGAGCCAGUAGGAAGGGCCGACUCCUCAUUGGAGCAUUCACCGGUGUUAAGUCUAGAAGGCAUGCUCAAGCCGGUCGAGGUGUCCAAUGAAGGAGGGCCCCUGGGGAUCCACGUAGUGCCUUUCAGUUCGCAGGAUGUCAGGACUCAGGGUUUGCUCGUGAAACGUCUGGAGCAGGGAGGCAAAGCUGAACAGGAGCGUCUCUUCCAGGAGAAUGACUGCAUAAUCAAGAUCAAUCAGGGAGACAUCCGCAACCUGCGCUUCGAACAAGCCCAGAACAUUUUCAAGCAGGCGAUGCGCUCCCCGGUCAUCCUCUUCCACGUGGUCCCCGCAGCCAUGAAGAGGCAGUACGAGCUGCUGUCAGGCCAGAGCGAACUCAGCCCACACCAGUCCAACAGAGUCUACUUCAGCCAAACCUCUCUGCAGGCGGGGGAAAGGUCCAGUCUAGUGGGGGGGCCGGCGUCCAGGCCUGGACCACAACCUGGCCUCAAUCACAAUCACCAGGGUCCCCUGGCAGGAAGCACUCCGGAGCCGAGCCGAAGGUACACCAUGUUAUCCCACACCAUGGUCACCAGGACGGCGUCGGCCCCCUCCCCCUCCCUGCAGCGCAGGAUAAGCACGAACCCGUCCGCCAGCUCCUACCUGAAGAACAAAGGGCGCAGACUCAACAUCCAGCUGAAGAAAGGUCCAGAGGGUCUUGGCUUCAGCAUCACAUCUAGAGACGUCCCCAUCGGUGGCAGUGCUCCCAUUUAUGUCAAAAACAUCCUUCCACGAGGGGCCGCCAUCCAAGAUGGCCGACUGAAAGCAGGAGAUCGGCUGCUGGAGGUUAGUGGAGUUGACCUUAAUGGUAAGACCCAGGAAGAGGUGGUGGCCCUGCUACGAGCCACACCCAUGGGUGGGACUGUGAACCUGUUGGUGACUCGCCAGGAGGACUCCCUGCUGCCCAGAGAAGUGGAGCCAGAGGAAGACGACAUGGUGUUAACACCUGAUGGUACACGAGAGUUCAUGACCUUUGAGAUACCCCUGAAUGACUCAGGCUCCGCAGGCCUGGGAGUCAGCGUCAAGGGCAACCGGUCCAAGGAGAACCAUGCCGAUUUGGGCAUCUUUGUAAAAUCCAUUAUCAAUGGAGGGGCUGCUAGCAAGGACGGACGUCUACACAUCAAUGACCAACUCAUUGCAGUCAAUGGAGAGUCGUUGCUCGGGAAGACCAACCAGGAAGCCAUGGAAACGCUGCGCAAAUCCAUGUCUGUAGAGGGCAACAAGCGAGGCAUGAUCCAGCUCAUCGUGGCCCGGCGGGUGGCAAAAAACAAUGAGGUAGAAGCCCCUGGCAGCCCUCCAGUUUUAGAGCAUCCCAUGAACUCUCUACUGGACAACCACGAGCGCCGGAUCUCUCACUCUCUGUAUGAAACCAUUGAGGGCUUGGACAACAUGUCGACACCACGGGCUAACGUGAUUGGACGCAUUGGUAACUACCAGCUCUCUCCGACCGUGAACAUGCCACAGGACGACAUAGUGAUGAUCGAAGACGAUAGGCCACCCCUGCUUCCUGCCCACCUCUCCGACCAAUCGUCCUCCAGUUCCCACGAUGACAUGGGCUUUGUGGGAGAGAACCCGGUGCCCUGGAUCCACGAGCUGCCCGAUGAAAGCCAAGACGCAGACCCGGAUGGUGCGUUCCAGAGGGAGGGUUUUGGUCGCCAGAGUAUGUCAGAGAAACGCACCAAACAGUAUGAAAAUGCUGCUCAGCUUGAGAUCAUCAAGACCCGCAAGUCCAAGAGCAUGGAUCUCGGCUCUGCGGAACAAGAGGUCGGACCGUCGCUGGGCCUGAAAAAGUCCAGCUCCCUCGAAAGUCUCCAGACGGCCGUUGCUGAGGCAACGCUGAACAGUGAGAUGAACGCCAACAGGCCGCGCUCGCGGAUUGUCCGGAGCCGCGGCUGCAACGAGAGCUUCCGAGCUGCAAUUGACAAAUCGUAUGAGAAUCCCGGCGUCACGUCAGCAGAGGAAGAGAACAGCAUGGAGACAUUGGACGAGGAUACAGAGGGAAGCUCCCGGUCGGGUCGUGAGUCGAUGUCCACCAGCGGUGACCUCAUUGUGGGCUCAGGGCUGAACGGCAACCCCUCCAAAGAUGACAGACGGAAAGAUUGGGACAAGGUUGGAGGGAAGGAAAGGAAGAAACCUGAGAGGGAUAAAGAGGAGAAAGACAAGGACAAGAUCAAAGCCAGGAAAAGCAUGCUGAAGGGCCUGGGCGAUAUGUUCAGGUUUGUAAAGCACCGGAGGGAUGAGCGGCCAGGGGACAGGAUGGAGAGGAAGAGUUCCAGUAAAUCUAAAGCCGAGGACAUGCAGGCGUCAGAGGAGGAGACCCUGCGGAUGAGGCUGGAACAAGAGAGAAUUCAGGCCAAGACGCGGGAACUCCGGGAGAGGCAGGCCAAGGAGAGGGAGUAUGCCGAGAUCCAAGAUGUUGUCAGCCGCACCUUCAGCUCAGAUGAAGAGCACACCUACGCUGGCAUCGGAUCAUUAGACUCGUCGGUAGAUAGCAGCAGCAUGGACCCUUACAACCACCACUACCACCUCCCUCAAAGUCCCCAGAGCCCUCACCUCCCUUUGAGCCUUCCGGACAACGGUCCACCCCUGGAAGCUCUGUACGCCCAGGUCAACAAGCCUCGCAAUGGACGGCCUGCAGCUCCAGACAGCAAUCAGAUGGCUCCCAGUAACCACGACCGGAUACAAAGGCUGAGGCACGAGUUCCAGCAGGCCAAACAGGAGGAGGACGUCGAGGACCACCGGCACACCUACAGCUUUGACCAGUCCUGGGUGAGCAACGGGACAGAGACGCAGAGCGGACGUCACUCUGUGACCGUUGAGACUCAGGUUGAGAAACAGCAGCAAGACGACAGAGACGGUUUCCAACAGGCACAGAGACAGUACAGCUCCCUGCCACGGCAACCUCGUAAGAACCCCAGCACAGCGUCCCAGGACUCAUGGGACAAGGUGUACAUGCCAGCAGAAGGAUUCCAGACAUCCAAGGACAACCCCCGCUACUCCAGCGUCCAGGGAUCACGUAACGGCUACCUGGGAACUUCCAACUUCAACGCCCGUGUCCUCUUAGAGACUCAGGAGUUGCUGAGGCAGGAGCAGAGACGCCGAGAGCAGGAGGCCAACAAGGCCAGGCCGCCCCCCGCACAAGAAACCCCCAGCGGCAGCACCUACGACCAGACCAGAGACCGCACUCAGGCCUCUGCCUCUGCCCCAGUGAAGUCCCCACCUCAAUCCAAGGGCCCCUACAGACAGGACGUGCCUCCGUCUCCUUCUCAGCUCGCAAAGCUCAGCAGGAUUCAGGGUUCGGAGAAAGGGAGGCCGUUUUACUCCUGAGAGAGUAACAAAAAACUGGAAAGUGGUAGUUUUGGAAUAGGACUGAUUCUACAGAGCAUUAACAGGGAAAAAUGUAAAGAGGGCAAUAAAA
Molecule: messenger RNA, 4333 nt
Organism: Seriola dumerili (greater amberjack)
Lineage: Eukaryota; Metazoa; Chordata; Actinopteri; Carangiformes; Carangidae
Product: partitioning defective 3 homolog
Exons: 25
Coding region: 271-4242 (1323 amino acids)
Biological process (GO): establishment or maintenance of epithelial cell apical/basal polarity; establishment of cell polarity; microtubule cytoskeleton organization
Cellular component (GO): apical junction complex; apical plasma membrane; adherens junction
Molecular function (GO): protein binding; phosphatidylinositol binding
Source: RefSeq, a predicted model, not a curated record